Molecule: messenger RNA, 2688 nt
Organism: Penicillium taxi
Lineage: Eukaryota; Fungi; Ascomycota; Eurotiomycetes; Eurotiales; Aspergillaceae
Product: putative quinate pathway repressor protein QutR
Exons: 2
Coding region: 1-2688 (895 amino acids)
Biological process (GO): chorismate biosynthetic process
Molecular function (GO): 3-phosphoshikimate 1-carboxyvinyltransferase activity; shikimate 3-dehydrogenase (NADP+) activity; 3-dehydroquinate dehydratase activity
Source: RefSeq, a predicted model, not a curated record
AUGUCCGUCUUGGUGCGCCCACCAAAGCGCAAAUUGUCUGAGCCUUCCGAUUCUGAUGAGAGGAGAAAAGAAAGUUCCAGGAUAGCUUCAUGGAAGGCAUUUGAUCGAACAUACUCGCAAUCUAACUCGCGCCAACCUAGUGAGCAGCCUGAUACGUGUGGCAAUUCACACAGUCAGUCGAUCUCAACCAACGCAACUCCUGUUCCCAUCAGUAAUCACCCCUUCCAAACUCCGCGAAACUUCAGUCCAAAGGCCUCCAUCGUACUUGUCGGGAUUCGAGGUACAGGGAAAUCCAGUUUAGCUGUGAUUCUUGCGACAUCUUCUGGACGCCGCUUGAUUGAUGCCGACCAUUACUUUCACCAGGUGACGGGCUGCUCGCGCGCCGAGUUCAAAAAGGACAAUGAAAAUCGACAGCAAGAAGUACGGGUCUUCCAAUCCAUGCUUGAGGAUAACAAGGAAGGGUGUGUUAUCGUAUGUGGCGGUGGACUGGAGAGUUGUGCCCAGGAACUACUGAGAGAUUAUGCACAAAGUCAUCCGGUCAUCCAUGUCACUCGAGAUCCCGAUAACAUCCAAUCCUACCUAAAAAAGUGGAAUACUGAGAAAGUGCGGCUCUUCUUGCUGCUGAGCGGUCCAGUUUACCGAGGAUUGUCAAAUUUGGAAUUCUUCAACCUCUCCGAACCUACUAACGGAGACAAUUCAGUAAAAGAAGGCCACAUUCCAUCCCCAGGGCCGACACACGCACAUUCACCAUUUUUGACCUUGAAGCGGCUCCAGAGAGACUUCCUUCGUUUCAUCGCCUUUGUUACUAAUGAUGUCACGGUGUUGACUCGCCAGCACGCCUCUUUCCCACUAUCGCUGUUACCAGUCCAAGCUCGAUCAUAUACCUCUGCAAUCUCAGUCCCAUUCUCCGCACUGUGUGAACAGCCCCUUGAUAUUGAAGAACUGGAAUACGGCUCAGAUGCUUUUGAGCUAGUAAUCGACAUGGGAAGCUUCUCAGAUGAGCUAUCAACCCCUUGGGAUAUGUCAGAGAAAUACCAGCAAAAGUCAAAUGCCAACCUACACGAUAGUAUUAGCCAAGUUGUGUCCAUCAUUCGUCGGCAUAUUAUUGUGCCGCUUAUAUAUCACGUCGAUGGCCAUGUCACGAAAGGGUCUGCUUCUCCAGCCCAGACUACCAAUGAGUCUUACUUCCAUCUAGUCUUCCAUGGCCUACGACUCGCACCAGCUUUUGUGACCGUUGAUCUCUCUCGUGAUGAGAGUUUGGUCUCUGAAAUUGUGAGGUUCAAAGGAUGCACGAGUGUCAUUGGCCAUUUCGAGGCAUUCCGCUCUCUACCUGGUGGCUGGGAUGGAGAGGAAUACAUGAAGAUUUAUGAACGCGCAAAGCGAAUAGGAUGUGAUAUGGUCCGGAUCUGCCAACCAGCUGAGAAGAUGGAAGACAACUUUGCCGUUGAAAGUUUCCGAUCCCGUGUUCGAAAUCUUCCUGGGGCACUUCCUUUAAUCGCCUAUAACACCGGGCCCCUUGGUCGCAAAUCUCGUUGUUGCAAUCCUAUUUUGACGCCAGUCACGCAUCCAGCCCUAAUUCAUGAAAGUCCAACAGAAAUGCGUUCGUCAAUUACUGCCCGUGAAGCUCAACAGGCCCUUUACAGCUCAUUCACAGUGGAUCCGAUGCGAUUUUACGUUUUUGGUGUCAAUGUCACCUACAGUAUGUCACCCGCCAUGCAUAACACGGCCUUUAAGCUGUGCGGGAUGCCUCAUCAAUAUUCGCUUUACCAGUCACCUACUCUUCGUGGAUUGAACGAUCUUGUCCAGAAUCAGUUCUUUGGCGGCUCAAGUGUCAGUUUACCCUACAAAACCGAAGUCAUUCCUCUCCUACAUUCCAUGUCACCGCAUGCCCAAGCGAUCGGUGCUGUCAACACCCUCAUUCCUAUCCGAGAUAUGGAUACAUUCGAUCCCCAACUCCCAGUAGGUAUCGAAAAAUGCCGGGCUGGUCCCGUCGUGGGUUUACAUGGCGAUAAUACUGAUUGGAUCGGUAUCUGCAACUGCAUCCGCCGAGGUCUUUCACCUGCGAAUGCUGUGUGUCCUUCCACAACCGGUCUUGUUAUCGGUUCUGGUGGCAUGGCCCGCGCAGCUAUAUACUCGAUGAUCCACCUUGGGGUGCAGAACAUCUUUGUUUGGAAUAAAACUCUCGCAAAUGCCGAGAAGCUUGCCCAUCAUUACAAUCGCCAAGAACGCCACUUGACUGAACAAGGAAGAAGCGACGGGCGCCCAAGGGUCAUGACCUUAAGCUCACUAGGCGAUCCUUGGCCAGUCGACUACAAACAACCGACUAUCAUUGUAUCUGGUAUCCCGGCUCAUAGUAUCGGCGGUCAGCCAGCUCCUAAUUUUAACGUGCCAUGCCAGUGGCUUGAAAGCCCGACAGGGGGUGUUGUCAUCGACCUGGCAUACAAACCCCUCCACACACCACUCAUGAAACAAAUACGUGCUCUGUCGCACCGGGGCUGGGUUCCCAUGGAUGGUCUUGACGUUCUCCCUGAGCAAGGUUUUGCCCAGUUUGAACUCUUCACUGGACGCCGCGCACCUCGACGGCUCAUGCGGAAUAUCGUCCUCCAAAAAUACGUGGAUGAGGAUGGAAACCAUGAUGCCAGUUACAUCAAAGAUAGACUGCAGAACUUGGAUGGCAAUCCAAGCUGA